This is a messenger RNA of Suillus paluster, 3085 nucleotides long. RefSeq lists its product as uncharacterized. The record is from RefSeq and is a predicted model, not a curated record. NCBI's taxonomy places the organism in Eukaryota, Fungi, Basidiomycota, Agaricomycetes, Boletales, Suillaceae. The transcript has 5 exons. The coding region runs from base 227 to 2965 and encodes 912 amino acids.
CGUGAUCCGUUUGAAUGACCAACUCAAAAUCAGAUAGCGUGAGGGCACCACUAGACCCCUGUUGCGACCUCCCGCAAAUAAUUAAGUGGUCCUUCCAGAGGCAGCGUGCUCACACUCUGCUGUCGCUAGGGGUUAUGUGAACUCAACGAGUCGGAGUUGAAAUUUACUUCCGACUGUGAACGAUUGAACCCCCACUCCCCCCACAAGCUCCCAUCAGACGACGUACAUGCCUUACCUAAACUCCUCUAUCGAUCCAACUAGCCUUGGUUUCCUCGCUAUUCUCCUCGGAGGUAGCAGAGCACACUGCCUUCAAGUUCAAUCAUUCCCUGAAGAGGUCGAUAGAGACUGGGAUGGUUUAGGCAUCCUUCAAUCCAGAAGCAACAUCGAGAGACUUGUCGUCAAUGACAAGCUUCGCGCAAGUCUCUGUUCCCUCCUUCAUAUAGUGAACGAAGAAGCCCCAGGAGAUUCCUGGACGGAUCUCGUUGAUAACGAUGUGGAAGAAGACGCCUGGGAUGUUAUACGCUUCUCUGGUCGCGCUGCGGAUGGUUCUAAACGUACUAUCAAACUCUGGAGUCUGGAUCACAUCCUUCAGGCCUUGAACGAUCCUGCCCCACAUCUCAUCAAGGUUGCUUCAUUCCGAAACGUGCCUUGCUGUCCUCGUUUCCAUCCGAGAUUGGGAUGGACGGCCCUGGUUCAUCAACCUCGGCGUGCAGCAGGGGGUUUAUCCAUAUUACAAGAUCGAGAUAUCUUCCUGUUGAAGAACCCAUCGACAACGACAAAGUCUCUUCGGUAUGCAGUCUUGGGAGUCACCUGCGAUUUGCUCCUCACAUCGGUUCUGCUAUUCCACACCUCCUCUCACCGAUUUCUCGAUCCCCCACGUAGUCGACUUCUAGUGAAGUGGCUUGGUCAAGACCCUCUCCUUAAUCCCGACGCUCUAGACGAAGUAAUCAAAUCUAUCUAUAAGUCGGAGACGUAUUAUCCUACUCUUCGCAAAAAUUUGGAGAAUGAGAUGAGUCGGUUAAUUUGUCUCGGCGCAGGUGUCUCGCAAAAGUCGGAUUCCGAGGCCGAUGACGAAACCUCUAUCCAGAUAUCGGGAACAUUGUUGGUUCUGGGUGAACAUAAUGACAUACAAGGACCCUAUAACCGAUUCCUAUUUGAAGUCCCUCCUACUUUCAUCCAAUCGAAUGACAACACUCCCCUUAUCCCCGUUGUCACCAACCCACCGGACCUAGGUUCCGGAGAAUUCGAGUUUACUUCCGAGAAAAAAGAGGAGCUGACGAUCUCCAGCCCCUUCUCUUCGAAUUCACAAUCAUACUUCACGCAUAUUAGGACAAAAGGCGGUACUGAAUGGACAAAUGCCUUCGUCAAAGUGUCAUCGGCGGCUUCCAUAAAAUGGGAGCGCAAGAUGCUGACUGUGCUAAGCACUCAUAUCUCCCCUGGCAUGCUUCAAAAUCUCUUGGCAUACAAUGCCGAUCUCAAUUCACUUGUUAUGACCAGAAUUCCUGGGAAAACCUUGAAUGACUUCCGUCUUGAAUAUGCGAUGACGAGGAAUUGUGAAGAUUUUUCUUUCAAGUCUUCGCGAGAUGCCCUUAGCUGGUUUGUGGAUAUCGAGAUUCGUCGUGCGUAUGAAUGUGGCUCGCUGUACUCGGUCGGCAAGGACUUGGCCGACGCUCCAGAAGGACUAGACUCUCCAAUACACAAGUUCUAUUACGACCGUCUUCACAAUGAUGUCAAAUUCACUAAACAUUACUACCCAACCACCCCCGGGUUCAGCGGAGACAACGCAGUACAGUUUGAUGAUUUCAUUGCUCUUCCUUGGAAAAUCGAUGGCGUGGAGUAUCCCCCGCUUCAGGAGUCCUUCAGGAAGGCAGAACGGAUUCUCGAUCCUCAUGGUCAAAUUUUACCAAAACUGUGGGCCUGUUUGGGACUAGGAGAUAGUCACGGAGGAAACGUGAUGAUUUCGCCGAAGAAACAGGAUCCAGCGAUUUAUUUCAUAGACUACGAAGCUGCCGGACAUCAUAGUCCUUUCUUAGAUCUCGCGAAACCGCUUUACCUCGACGGGUUCUUCUCCGUUAUGUAUCACGAUAUCACUUCCAAAUCCUCCGACCCCACUUCUGAACGCGCUCCGGUUUCGUGGAGGAUCGAUGACGGCAAGGUUUGCAUCGACUUGGAUGCACCGCUGAGUGAUCUGGACAAAGUCAUAUGUUUCAUGAAGUUGGAAUAUACCCUUAAACCUCUUCUCGAGUACACUGCCUGGAAUUUGGAAGAGCAGAUGGAGUCUGCCGGGAACGUUUUGUCAGCCGCUCUGUUAUGCUGCGCGCUCUUGACGAGGGACUUCUCCCGGCACCCCGAUUCGUUCUUCUUGAACUGUGCUGUUGGUAUCUUGCUGUAUAACGACCUAAAAGGCUCACUCAAACGGUUCUGUGGGUGGGAUAAUUGGCCUUGCGUCAUGGAGACAUCUGUCAAUGACAAAGAACUAACAUCAUUCGGUGGUGGAGGCUUCUCUCUCACACCCGAGCAGUUCGAUACUCAGCUCUUCAGCAUUUUAUUCAAUAAAGUCGACCUUGAACCGGAUUCGGUAUUCCUUAAACGAUUAGAUGACACACUGCGUUUGCAUAAGAAGUUCUCGAAGGAUUCCAACGAGUCCUCGGCUGUUGUCAUUCAAAGAAUAGGUGGUGCGCGGAGAACGGGAAUUAGGGUUGCCCCACAUACUUGUAUCCGUGAAAGCAUCUUUGCGGAGCCCAGAAUUGAUCAUCACUUCCAGUAUCAGGAGGUGCAGGAGACCCGCCGCUCACGUCCAUACAGAAUGACUUUGGUUGAUCUUGGAUGUUGUAUGGGAACUGAUCUAAGGAAGUUGGUCGUGGAUGGUUUCCCAGUACUGGACAUCAUGGGGCUCGAUAUCGAGAACCGUGAGUUUCGUGUCUUUUACAAAUUCUUUAUUAAUAUGACGCUCAGGAUUCUUUGACAUCGGGCGUCUCAUGUACAACGAAGGGGACACACCUUCCAUCAAGUUUAAGCAGACCGAUGCCCUUGAUCCUCUAUUCUGUGAACGCAACGCCAGUUUGGAAAGCAAGUUCGAUUUUGU